AUGCACAGGCGACUCUCUGAAAUCCGCAGACAGUUGAACGCAAACUUCGAUCGAGCCAUGGAUCGCAGUACCGAGGAGGCCACAGACGGACUUGUGGAUAGGUUUGCACUGUUUCGAAGGGAGGAAGGAGCAGGACCCGCACAAAGCAGCAGGAGGAGAAGACCACGGAGGACACAUCUCUUAAUAAAGGUCUCCGUCCUUAAGCAGGACAUUGCGGUGUACCGCUGUACACAAGAAAUCUUAGUCACCUGCGCAGUGGUACUGCAGGACACAAUGUCCCGCGAGGAGUUCCUGCAGGCCCUCAGGGAUAAAGUGCCGUACAUGCCAGAGGCCUUCGACCUCUGCAGGCUCAUUGGCCGUAGAUUCAGCGUACUGGUCGAUGUCUGCCCGAGAGACCUUCGGGGACGUGGCAUGAUGGGCCGGUCCAAUCUGUACAUCCGACCAAAGGUACCUCUGCCACCUGCUGGCCAACCCCAACCUGCCGGCCCAGAAACCCUGCACACCCUGCCCGGCCCUUCUCUACCUCCCAGCACUUCUCCACCUCCCAGCCCUUCUCCACCUCCCAGUCCUUCUCCACCUCCCAGCCGUUCUCCACCUGACGGCCCUUCUCCACCUCCCAGCCCUUCUCCACCUCCCAGCCCUUCUCCACCUCCCAGCCGUUCUCCACCUGACGGCCCUUCUCCACCUCCCAGCCCUUCUCCACCUCCCAGCCGUUCUCCACCUGACGGCCCUUCUCCACCUCCCAGCCCUUCUCCACCUUCCAGCCCUUCUCCACCUGCCAGCCCUAUCCCAUCUGCCAAUAGUCUACCUCUGGAUGUGAAGGACAUCCUUCUGCCACUGCAGGACCUUGUCUUGAGGAUGGGUCAGGGAAGCCGGGUGAACUGCUUAAGAGGGGAGGAGUUUCAAUGUGCAGCUUGGGCCUUCAACAGGUCGAGUUUUGACCCCUACUUAAAGUUGGAUGUGGUGUUUGUGGAUGGCGAUGGGGUGGCAGAAGGCGCAGUGGAUGAGGGGGGACCGACCAGAGAGUUCUGUACCCUCCUCAUCCACCAAAUACAGAACCAUUUAGUAUUUGAAGGUCCUGAGGGCAACAAAACCCUGGCCCUGGACAGUGUUGCAUUGCAGAAAGGACAGUACAGGCUGGUGGGGCAGAUGAUUGCCGUCUGCCUGGUGCAGGGGCAGGUCUCCCCUAGAUUUUUAUCUGAGCGCCUCUACAGACAGGUGUGUAAUCUGUCCCCUCUUCCUGCCACUUUGGAAGAGGUGACAGAUUACAAUUUGAGGACCAAGCUCCGAAAGGCAAGUAAAUGGUUAAUGUUAAUUUAAACCACUUUUUGGAGAAGUGUUUUUGUGUCAAGAUACUGUGUGGUGUGCUCUAGUGUACUGAUGUUGAAUUUCAAUAUAUGAUUGAUGUCAUACAGAUAUGUCAAUGCAUUCUUCACUGUUAGAAGAUAAUUUGUGCCAUGAAAGUGCUUAGAAAUCCCAAAUAAUGAUUAUUGUUCCUAAUGUAUGAUAUUAGAUUGCAGAUGCCACACAUGUGGAAGGUGCCAGGGAGGCUAUGGAGGAGGCCACAGACGAGCUCUCCCUCAUGGGCUCCUUCUCCUUUGUGAGGAGCCUCCCGCAUAGGGAUGAGCUGCUGGGGGCAGCCCUCAACUUCCUCACAGAGGGCCGUAUUUUGACUGCUCUCAAUCAGUAAGUGGAGCUGGGAAUUGACUAUUUAAUGGACUGAGACCUUUGUGUUGGAGUGAAAAGUUAUCAUGGGUUCCAAAAUAAUCUAAAUUUCAAUUAAUUGAAAGGAUUCCUUGUCUAAUUGAUUUUUAUCUUCACAUUAUGUACUAUGGAGUAGGCUAGAACAGGCUUCAGAGCAACAGACUUGGAUAUUCUAUCACCUUAUAUUUUCUCUGAUCUAUUAUCUCAUUGAUUUUACAGAUUCAGAGAAGGGUUGGAGACCUUCGGGAUUCAAGCCCUUUUGAGGUUCCACCAUGAGGAGCUCAAGGGGGUCUUCAUGGACACACCUGAGCCGCUGCUGGCCUCCCGGUUGGAGUCCACAUUCAGCACGUCCUACAUGUCUGAGCCGGGCUCCUAUCGGAGGAGGAAGGAGGCCAGGACCCUUGUAUAUUGGAGGGACUGGCUGAUCGAGGUGGAGGGUAAGGAAGUGUUUCUAUCUACAACCCUUAUCUAUCUAAUUGUUCUUUGUUAAUAUAUGCUUAUUCUGAAUUUGAUGCCAGCAACACAAUUCAAAACAGGGGACCACCAAAGACUAGGAAAGCUGUAGAAUGCUCAAAAAACCACAAUGUUCAACUGUUUCAACAUUAGUAACUGGUAACAGGUGAUAUUAUCAUGAAUGGAUAUAAAAGGGGCAUCCCGUAGAAGUUAAGUCUUCACAAACAAUAAUUGGUCACAAUACACAAAGGAAAAAUACAAUACUGUUUACAGCUCUGCAUGAAUGAACAAAUGCACACAUGAAAGAUAUUUACUAUUUGAUUUGUGAACCUAGGCAUACCUGUAAAUACAGCACUGCAUAGGGAAUUAUAGUGAACCAAUGCCUAGAUUGUGACAGAACCAGCAUAACACAUUUUAUUUAUUUUUUUGAAAGAAUGACACAUUGAUUUAUUAGUGCACACUUCGGGUAAAACAAGGACUUUUGAACAUUUCUAUUGUGAUCUGAGAAAUGCAACGCAAACCAACGUAAAACAACCUACAUUUCUCUGCUGAGAUGAAUAAAGUAUAUCUUAUCUUAACUAAGGACGACGAAAGAUUGGCACAUGUCAGGCAGUGUAAAAUUCCUGUUAAUGUUCACAUGCGGUCGUUCUUACAAGUUAUCUCUUAUGUACUAACAGAUGGAGAUACGAGUCUCACCCUGGGGGCGGUUCUGGCGUUUGCCACGGGCCUUCAAAGAAUUCCUGCCGUGGGUUUUCCCAUCCAACCCCGGCUUGAAUUCCUCCAUGAGGAAGAUGGACCGGCCCUUUUCCCCACGGCCAAUACCUGUUCCCUGGUCCUCAGGCUACCGGUGUAUCCCGAGUACACUGGAUUUAAGGAGGCCAUGGAGGAAGGAAUAACCUCCGGUGGGAGUACCUUCGGCGUGGCCUAAUUUGGUGCCCAACCCCGUGGAAGGACGCUUGAAGUGCCCCACACACACACAGGGAAGGACGCUUGAAGUGCCCCCACACACACACACACAGGGAAGGACGCUUGAAGUGCCCCCACACACACACACACACACACACACACACAGGGAAGGACGCUUGGAGUGCCCCCACACACACACACACACACACACAGGGAAGGACGCUUGGAGUGCCCCCCCACACACACACACACAGGGAAGGACGCUUGGAGUGCCCCCACACACACACACACACACACAGGGAAGGACGCUUGGAGUGCCCCCCCACACACACACACACACACACAGGGAAGGACGCUUGGAGUGCCCCCACACACACACACACACACACACACACAGGGAAGGACGCUUGGAGUGCCCCCCCACACACACAGGGAAGGACGCUUGGAGUGCCCCCACACACACACACAGGGAAGGACGCUUGAAGUGCCCCCCCCCACACACACCUAUUUUCCCACUCAUGACCUGCACCUUGACGUGGUGAGUGGGCUUUCCACCAAGCCAGGUCAAACUAUUGUGUUCCUGCCUCACUAUGUUAAAGGUAAACAAAAACAAAUGUCUGACUGCAACAAAGUGCUCUAUCUCUGUAAAGUACAGUGGGGAAUAAGAAAAGUCCUACAUGGUUGAACUGUAUUUUCCAAAUGUUAAAGACAGACUUCUCAGUGACUUGGCUGAAUGGCUGCGUUCUGUUCCUGUUGUGGUAAUAAGAAGUAAAAAAAUAUUUACUAUUUGAUUUGUGAACCUAGGCAUACCUGUAAAUACAGCACAGCAUAGGGAAUUACACACACACACACCUUUUUUCAUGACCUGCACCUUGACGUGGUGAGUGGGCUUUCCACCAAGCCAGGUCAAACUAUUGUGUUCCAGCCUCACUAUGUUAAAGGUAAACAAAAACAAAUGUCUGAC
Molecule: messenger RNA, 4027 nt
Organism: Gadus macrocephalus (Pacific cod)
Lineage: Eukaryota; Metazoa; Chordata; Actinopteri; Gadiformes; Gadidae
Product: serine/threonine-protein kinase WNK4-like
Exons: 6
Coding region: 1-1320 (439 amino acids)
Molecular function (GO): ubiquitin-protein transferase activity
Source: RefSeq, a predicted model, not a curated record